Messenger RNA from Mya arenaria, 1304 nucleotides. RefSeq names its product tubulin polyglutamylase complex subunit 2-like. Lineage: Eukaryota; Metazoa; Mollusca; Bivalvia; Myida; Myidae. The coding region runs from base 120 to 1106 and encodes 328 amino acids. The record is from RefSeq and is a predicted model, not a curated record. Gene Ontology annotation, biological process: protein polyglutamylation. The transcript has 10 exons.
UCAACGACGCGAAAGAAUGGGAUAAAUGUUUUCAAUCGUUAAAAAAUGCUUUGCUUCUCGUAUAAGAAACAACAAUGUUGACUAAUUUAAGAUAUUAAUGUCAUUCUCAUCCAAGUAAAAUGGAAGAGGAGGGAAAAUCCAAAUCACUUUUCGAGCAAAUGAAUGUUGGGGUGUUGAAAUAUAUGGAGAAGAAAACUGGUGUGUGUAGACUCCAGCUUGAGCCGAGAAAGCCAGCAGAUCGAUCAGCCAUUCUGGCCUGGGAACAGAAAAACACUGUGUUCCUGCCAGAAGAUCUCAAAAGUUUCUACUUGACAUCCGAUGGUUUUCUGUUAACUUGGUGUGUGAAAAUAGACAAUGGCCCAAUCCCUGUUGGGCGGAUGUAUCUGAACAGCAUGAAUCAACUUCUUAAGGUUGGGGGGAGUGUGAACAGCACCCUGGUCAAUCCAAGCCUCGCCGACCUUGACAUGGACUCUGAUACUGAAGAUGAACAUUCAGGGAAUGAGAAGCCGACGUUUGAUUCACGCUGUAAGGUAUUUGAGCUGGAUCCAUGUGAUGGGUAUGGGAAAGUCUGCCUGGUGUACAAGGAGAGUAAAACAGCUCCAGAGUUUAAAGAGUCUGCAGAAAUAGUGGCAAAGGCAUACUCCUCAGAUUUUAUGAACUAUGGUGGAACAGACCCAAAGAUUGAGAUAUGGUUUUUGGACCGUGCCUUGCGGUGGCACUACAUAACAGACACAUUCACAUCUUAUUACCGUCUGAUGGUCAUGCACCUUGGGCUACCCCAGUGGCAGUAUGCCUUCACUGACAUCGGACUUUGCCAACAGUCCAAGCAAUGGUUCACAAUGUACGCCCCGUUGAGGCUGGAGCUGGAUUCUGAACUGACAGUAGGCAGUCAUCAUGGGGAUGAUACCUCUGCAACCUCGACAAUACAGAUAGAUAUUGGCAAAGUGUUUAAAGGGAAGUCAGAUAAAAAGAAGCCGGUUCCAGCACAGACCCAGUCACAGCCGCCUGGUCUGCGCAAGAAGGCUACUGUUGCUUCUGCAAAAGGUGUAAACCAGCCUGGCCUGAAGCCCAGCGGAUCUUCGUCCCAGCUUGCUGGCAAGAAAUAAGCAUCCAGAGUAACAUGACCAGCAUGUAAGAAUCUGGCUACCGUUGACGCGACAAGAAGUUGAUCGCACCCCUGAUGUUAGAGACUUUAGUGUUAAGAAUGGAAAAUGACUGAUUAUUAGUGAAUUUGAUUUAAUGACAUUGUUGUGACAUUGUUGUGUAUAAAAUGCAGAGAUAACUUUGUAAAAUACAAAACUUUG